AUGCUUGACAAGGAUGUGGCUUUGAAGGCUGCAGGCUUAAGCAGUACAGAGCUUGCAGACUGCGUCUCAGUUCUUUGGCGGCUUCAUGAGGCGGAGGAAUCAGGCAUCCUAGAUCCAAAUGCCAACUGCUUACGACCUUUGCGCAAGAUCUUGUCCAUACACUUGCACAAGACUUACUCGCAUCUUCCUCAGAAGAGCGCCAUCGAUGAGAGCGAGCGCAGGCGCGCAGAGAAAGACCGCAAGCGAGAGCGCCGUCAGAGGCAGCUGGAGGCCGACAAGCGCUUCCAGGAGAACAGCCAGCUGCGGGCCUCUCGAUUGGCGAAACUCCAGGCUUUGGAGGAAGAGGACGCGGGGAUGCUGAAAGGCCAGCUUCGGAUACCUGAUGGACCGAGCAUGGAAGCCACUUGCGAGGGCGCGGAGGGGGAGGGGGGAGCAGAUGAGGUGGAACAAGAGUAUUGCCGACAACAAGCCUGCUACAUUUGCAAGGUUCGCUUCUCCGAGAGGCACCAUUUCUACUCGCACCUGUGCCCAGCCUGUGCUUCCUUAAACUUCGAGAAGCGCAAUCAAGCACGAGACUUGUCGGGUCGCACUGCGCUGGUGACGGGAGCACGGGUUAAGAUCGGUUUCCAGGUGGCCACGAAGCUGCUGCGAAUGGGCGCGCGGGUCCUUGCCACCACUCGUUUCCCACAGGAUGCACGGAAGCGCUACAUGGCGGAGCCUGAUGCUGAGCAGUGGCUGGAUCGCUUGCAGAUCAUUGGUGCCGACUUUCGAUUUUUGGCUGGGGUUGAGGCCAUGUGCCUGCAGCUCAGAAGACGGGAACAAUACCUGGACAUAAUUGUCAACAAUGCCUGCCAGACCAUACGCAGACCAGCAGCAUACUAUGCGCAUCUCCUGCAUGAAGAAGCGCAGCCUUACCCAUCUUUGACAAGAGGCCCUUUACUUCAACUGGAAUCUAGCCUUGCCGAGAGCUUGGCCGACGAAGCCUUGUCGCUGCCUCCCUCUGGCAUGGGUAGCAGCGCAGCACUCUCGCAACUUCUCGUCCUGGAGGAGGAUCGACUGAAGGAGGAAGCUGUGGCGCUGCCUGCGGGUGCACGAGACGUUAACGGGCAACAGCUGGACCUGCGAAGCACGAACAGCUGGCUUCUAAAGCUAGGGGAGGUCGAAACGCCCGAAGCCGUUGAGGUUUUUUGCAUCAAUGCCAUGGCACCCUUUAUCUUAAACAGCCGUCUUCGGCCUUUGUUGGAAUCCUCACCACACCCUGACAGAUAUGUGGUGAACGUCUCUGCGAUGGAAGGGAAAUUUUACAGAUACAAGCAGCCAACGCACCCGCACACCAACAUGGCCAAAGCAGCCCUUAACAUGAUGACGCGCACCAGUGCCGAAGACAUGGCCAUGAGCAGUGGGAUCUACAUGAAUAGUGUGGACACUGGGUGGAUCAACGAUGAGAAUCCCCUUCCCACUGCGCAGCGAAUUGCGGAGAGUCAUCAGUUUCAGACACCCAUUGAUGAAGUUGAUGCCGCAGCAAGGAUCUUAGACCCUGUGCUUGGGGGGAUGGAAGCCGUGGCAUCUGGCUACGUCAUGGGGCGCCGCCCCAGAAAAGGUGCAGGUGUGGAAGAGCGUGAUUCUGGUCCGAUGUGGGGCUGCUUCCUGAAAGAUUACAAGCCAACGGAAUGGUAA
Molecule: messenger RNA, 1677 nt
Organism: Symbiodinium pilosum
Lineage: Eukaryota; Dinophyceae; Suessiales; Symbiodiniaceae
Source: the annotation of a GenBank genome assembly